This is a messenger RNA of Mycetomoellerius zeteki, 1273 nucleotides long. Its product is annotated as alpha-2-macroglobulin receptor-associated protein. The transcript has 7 exons. Gene Ontology annotation, biological process: regulation of receptor-mediated endocytosis. Gene Ontology annotation, molecular function: heparin binding; low-density lipoprotein particle receptor binding; receptor antagonist activity. The record is from RefSeq and is a predicted model, not a curated record. Bases 122 to 1219 code for a protein of 365 amino acids. Lineage: Eukaryota; Metazoa; Arthropoda; Insecta; Hymenoptera; Formicidae. Gene Ontology annotation, cellular component: endomembrane system; endoplasmic reticulum.
ACGGUAUACAUAUGCAUACAUCAGUGUCGUCAGUAUCAAUUUUAUUUGACAUAUUUGCACUGAUUUGCACUUGUUUGUAUCAUUUGUGAACCGUGGCUCGUGCAAUCGUUUAUGAAUAAAAAUGGUAUUUCUGAACGCAAAAUUCAUUCUUUUAAUAAAUCUGAGUCUAUUGUCGGUUCAUACCAGUGUAGGGGAGAAUAAAUACUCCGCUGAGACAAAUAAGGCUAAAUAUGUAGACUCCUCGCAGUUGCCAACGUCUCUCAGAGACUUGGAUAAACCAUUCAGGAUGGCAAAAUUGAAUGUGCUUUGGGUUAAGGCCAAAAAUCGUCUAACUGAUAGCAAGCUGCAAUCAAUCUUCAGCGAUCUAAAGAUUCAUGACAAAGAAGAAAUUGCGUACAAGCAUUUCAAGUCCGAUGGAAAGGAUCCUGAUGGCUUAGAAGAGGCACAUCUGAGACAGAAGCUCAUCGGAAUAAUGAGUACGUAUGACCUAUUGGAACACUUUGUCGAGACUGAAGAUCCAAAGUUACUUAAAAUGCACAAAGCGUUAAACGAUGGUAGCAAUUAUGUUGCGAAGGAUGUAUUUAAUGAUAUAAGAUUGAACAAAUUAUGGGCUAAAGCUGAAAUGGCUGGUUUUACUGAUGAGGAGCUUGAGACUUUAAAACAAGAAUUUCAACAUCAUCAAGAAAAGGUGGAUGAAUACAUGAGUUUAUUGAAAGAACAGUCUAAAGAUUCAGAGAAGUCUGAAAAUAUCUUACAUCUUAAAUCAGAAAGCUGGAACGAGUUGGAAGAACAGGAGGAAUUAUCAAAUAAUAUACCAGAUCAGAAAAUAAGUCACAUGGAGAAGGCAAAUUUACUUCGGGAAAAACAUUUGAAGUUGAGAAAUGGAUUUGAUCGUUUAGACAGACUCACCGCAAAGGGACCAAAUCAUAAAGAAUUUAUAGAACCUAAAGUACAAGGAUUGUGGAAAAUUGCACUGGAAGCAAAAUUCUCUCCUGAAGAAUUAUCAUCUUUAAAGGAGGAACUUUUACACUAUGAAUCAAGGUUACUUAAGCUACGACAUUUACAUGCAGAGGAAGCUUUGGAAGCAGCGCAGAAAAAACAACUUCAUGAUUUAGAAAAUUCAACUGCAGAACAACACAUAAAGAAACAUAUUAGAACUGUACAAAAACUUCAUAUGGAUCUAGAAACUAAAAUCAUGCAGAAGCAUACGGAAUUAUAAAGAAAUUAUAUAAGAAGCUAUAGAUCAUUAUUAUUAAAAAAAAAAAUGCCAAAA